Lates calcarifer (barramundi perch) is the source of this 1242-nucleotide messenger RNA. It is a transcript of the gene stpg4, whose product is annotated as sperm-tail PG-rich repeat containing 4. Gene Ontology annotation, cellular component: male pronucleus; female pronucleus; germinal vesicle. The record is from RefSeq and is a predicted model, not a curated record. NCBI's taxonomy places the organism in Eukaryota, Metazoa, Chordata, Actinopteri, Centropomidae. The coding region runs from base 393 to 1196 and encodes 267 amino acids. Gene Ontology annotation, molecular function: histone binding; chromatin binding. The transcript is spliced from 8 exons. Gene Ontology annotation, biological process: epigenetic programing of male pronucleus.
GCCCGAAUGUUGCGCUUUAUGCUCCCAGAGUGAGAUUUUCUCUUCAGGUGAUGGUCUUCAGUUCUGCUGUACUGAGAGAGAGAGUGUGUGUGCUUGUACCUGACAUCACACUUCAGCCUGGCAUGCCACUAGAGUCUGCCUCCAAAUAUCACACAAUGGCAGAUGAUGAUAAUGAGGACUAGAGUAACUGCAGCAUGUACAGUGUGUACCUUGCUGGUUUUCCAUUGUGUCUUUCUCUCAGUCAAACUGGUAGGUGAGUCUAAAUUUAGCCCUCCACCGGGCCAGCUUGUUGAAAAAUUGAUCGAUAGUGGAGUCGCUGCUAUAGUAACAGUCGCAGUUUUAAUGGUGGUCAGGUGUCACUGGAUCUCCAGUCAAGCAGAUAGUGAACGACAAUGAGUCCGGUGCAGGAUACGGCCACAUGGAAAAACAAAGCUGUCUCUAAAGUUGGUGACAUGUCCAGGGGUGGUAAUAGAACAGAUAAGGGUGAUGACAAGGUGGACUUGUGUGGCCGGGGGAGCUGGUGGCUGGGGACACUGAAAGACACACCCAUCCCUGGUCUCUAUCACAUUCGAGACUUCAUCGAAGAAGCUGAACUGAACCCUGUGAGGAAGACCUAUGGGUUUAAAGGUGUAGGCAGAAAAGCCCAGACUCUGGGCGUGCAUAAAGGAGAUCUGCUGUUACCCGGGGCGUAUGACCACAUCGACUCCAUCCAGGAGGUCCUGAUGCACCCGGCAUCCUACUCUUUCAAAAACUGUCCACGGCCCAACAUCGCCACGCUUGGCAUCAGAGACAAGCAUAUAAACACUUCACCGUGCGACUACAAUGUGACAGCGAAACCGGUGGAGAAGAUUCCCUGCAAGCAUGUGAUGUUUCGGUCGACUGUGCAACGGAUCAGCUUUCCACCUAAGGAGGGACCUGCUCCAUGUCACUACAAUCUACAGACCAGAUCUGAAAAAGGCAUCACAUCCUGCUUCAAAUCCACUUUGCCACGGCUCCACUAUGUGCACCCAAAGACCCCAGGACCAGGAGCUUACGAACCCUGUUGGAAGUUGGGUGACCGUCUGAACACAGAGGUCAUAGACCCUCAUUUAGCCUCUUUUUCCGCAACAUUCCUUAGUGUGGACUUUAUUUCCCAUGAUGCUCUGAUCCUCCUAGCAUCUCCUCAUCCUGUCAAUCUACUGGCAGAUCACACAUGACCCUGCCUUAUUGAUAAAAUAAUGAUAAGUAAAAUCAUGACAGUAC